Messenger RNA from Acanthocheilonema viteae, 1161 nucleotides. The record is from the annotation of a GenBank genome assembly. NCBI's taxonomy places the organism in Eukaryota, Metazoa, Nematoda, Chromadorea, Rhabditida, Onchocercidae.
AUGGCUAAAUCAACGUCCAGUGCAGAAAGUUUAUCGGAUAACGAAGAACUGGAAAGAUUUUAUGAGCUAAUGAUUGAAGCAUCGCAAAAGGUGCAAAAAAUGAAGCUAAAAGAUUCCGAGAUCAGUACAGCGGAAGAUGAUAAUGCGCCGUAUGUACUGCCAGUAGUGUCUUACAAAGAACCGCUGAGGAAAAAUCCAAAAAACGUCCUUCACGUGAUGAAGCGUUUGCAUUCCAUGACUACAGCUGAAAUGCAGAAAGAAUUGAAGAAAGCACAUAUCGAUUCUCGUGGAAAACGAAGUGAGCUGUACAACAGGUUGAAGAAGUACUUUCGAAAAGAAUUCGCAGUUAUUAAAAACGCAGAACCCCUACGAAAUAAAACUGAAACAUUCUAUGACUAUUUUGUGGUGAUAGAUUUUGAAUGCACAUGUGAAGCCGACCUCUACGAUUACAAUCAUGAAAUUAUCGAAUUUCCAGCCGUUCUUGUCGAUAUACGGAAAAAAGAAAUCGUAGACGUUUUCCAUUCGUACGUACGACCAGUAGUGAAUCCACAACUUAGUGAAUUUUGUUCUUCAUUUACGGGUAUUACUCAAGAAAUGGUUGACAAAUCUUUACCAUUCAUUGAUGUACUGGAUUCCUUCCGAGCUUGGAUGCAGUUACAUCGCUUAGGACAAAAAGACGUGCGUUACGCUUUCGUAACUGACGGGCCUUGGGACAUCGCUAAGUUUUUUCAAAUGCAGUGCAUUCAGAGUAACUUAAGUGCCGUUCCUCACGAUUUUCGCUUUUAUAUUAAUAUCCGAAGAUCGUUCGCAAAUAAAUACUGUAAAAGGCAUUCGACACAAAAGAUUAAUCUGGACGGGAUGCUAACAUCUCUCAAUAUGAAAUUUGAAGGUCGCCAACAUUCUGGACUUGAUGAUUCUAAAAAUAUUGCAAGAAUUGUUAUAAAAAUGUUGGAAGAUAGAUCUGAGUUAAGGGUUAACGAGAAGCUUGUCCGGAUUAAGGAAGGUAAAAAAGUAAAAGUAUUGCUACCAGACAUGAAUAAAGAAGAUCGGGGUCGACAAGCUUGGAGGGAUAACCUUCCAUACAUAGUACAGCAGAUAAGCCGAGAUUCGUUUAUCAGCGGUGAAUAUUUAGACUGCGACACAUGCGACGAGGAUGAUUAA